Caretta caretta (loggerhead turtle) is the source of this 6418-nucleotide messenger RNA. RefSeq names its product POP1 ribonuclease P/MRP subunit (gene POP1). Gene Ontology annotation, biological process: tRNA 5'-leader removal. The record is from RefSeq and is a predicted model, not a curated record. Gene Ontology annotation, cellular component: ribonuclease MRP complex; nucleolar ribonuclease P complex. NCBI's taxonomy places the organism in Eukaryota, Metazoa, Chordata, Testudines, Cheloniidae.
GCGGCGGCGGCGGCGGCGGGUCCGGCGUGGUUGUCGUGGGCUGAAAGGCCGGGGAGCUGAGCGCUGGCGGGAGAGCAGUAGCCGGAGGCUGCUCCGCUGCCGGGGAGAGGGGCAGAGCCUGGUGGGACAUCUACACUCUUCCGCUUCCAGAAAUGUCUAAUGCAAGAGAGAAGAAACGAGCCAAGAAAAUGAGAAAUCAGCCUGCUAGUGUCACUUUAUCUUCUGAGUGUGGACCAUGUCAUGGUGGAAUACAGCACCAUAAUGGGGGAAGUAGCUCUUUUCAAACUACAAAACAAGCAGAUCUCCAUCCUGAUAGUUCACAGGAGUAUCAGCAGCAGAGAUCUCAACAUCAGUCUCCUGGACCUUCGUACAGGAAAGAACAACAUUUUUCUAAGGGGCAAAAUAGAGGUGAGAGAGGUAGAGGAAGAGGAGGUUGGGGAGGAGGACGCCAAAAUGUUUCUCAAGAAAUGCCUAAAUACGUAACAGCAUCUACCUUUGCUCAAGCCCGUGCUGCUGAAAUCAGUGUUAUGUUGAAGGCAGUUACACAGAAGUCUUCCAAUUCAUUAGUCUUUCAGACUCUGCCUAGGCACAUGCGAAGACGAGCCAUGAGUCACAAUAUUAAACGCCUACCUAGACGGCUCCGUGAGAUUGCCAGAAAAGAGGCAGAGAAAGCUGUGCAUCAGAAAAAAGAGCAUUCAAAGAACAAGUGCCGAAAAGCUCGAAGGCGUCACGUAAACUUGGUGGUGGAGUUUAAUCGCAGGCAGAAGAAGAAUAUUUGGUUGGAAACACAUAUUUGGCAUGCAAAGAGAUUUCAUAUGGUGAAGAAAUGGGGAUACUGCUUAGGAGACAGACCCACAACUAAGAGCUAUAGGGCUUGCUACCGAGCCAUGACAAAACACUGCCUUCUUCAGGAUUUAUCAUAUUACUGUUGUCUGGAGCUGAAUGGAAAAGAGAGAGAGCUUCUGAAGGUGCUUGCUCGGAUGUGUAGUAUAGAUACAGGGCCAACUUUUGCAGCCGUGCCUUGUCUGUCUGGAAGGCUCCAGGGCUCUCUGGUCCUUUACCGUGCAGAUCGCUACCCUGAGGAGGUGCUUGGUCCUAUUACUUUCAUUUGGAAACCCCAGGAUGGGUCUUGUAUUACUUCUGAAACUAGACAGCUGUGGAUCUGGACACAUCCAUCCCUUAAGCAGGAAAUACUGAGUGAGCUAAAAGCAGUCUGUCAGUGUUCAGAGCCUGUAGAAACCUGUUCUCCUGAACCAAUUGUCACACUGCUUCAAGAAGAAAAACAAACAGAUGUAGCUAUGUGUGUUGGCAGGAAAAGGAAGAGGGAAGACAAUGAAGGAGAAACAGCUGUGCCAGUGGAAAAAAUCAUUGGCGAUGGAACCAGAGUUCCACUUCAGUCAUACUGCUGGACAUCACAAACUACUGGCAUUGUGAUCAGUGAUUUGACCAUGGAGAUUCUCAGAUAUCGGUUGAUUGGCCCACUCUCGCACUGUGUCCUUACAGAAGCACUGAAAACUGCUCCUAUCCAAACUGUGAUGGCAGAUGCAGAAACGGAACUUAACAAUUGGUGGGUAGAAAACUGCAAGAAUUCUGAGAAGGUGUCUCUUCAUCAACGUCAAGAAGCCAUCUUCAAGUUGUUGCAAGGGAUAAGCUCUCCAUCAGAAAUUGCAGCAGGUACAAUACUGGGCCUGACUGUUGGGGAUCCUCGAGUGAAUUUGCCAAAAAAGAGGUCAAAAGCAAUGCCAAAUCCAGAAAAAUAUCAAGAUAAUGAGAAAGUUAGGCAGCUGCUUCUGGAAGGUGUGCCUGUGGAAUGUGCUCACAGCUUUAUCUGGGACCAGACUAUCUGUAAGAACGUUACUGAAAAUAAAAUCCCAGAGCAGGAUUUAAACCAUAUGAGAGGUGAACUAUUGGUACCUGGCUCACAGCUUGACUUGGGUCCUCGUGAAUCCAAGAUUCCCAUUCUCUUGGUUCAACAGCCAGGGAAAGUGGCUGGUGAAGAUCGACCAGGAUGGGGAAGUGGCUGGGAUAUCUAUCUGCCAAAGGGCUGGGGCAUGGCUUUCUGGAUUCCUUUUGUAUAUAGAGGCGCACGAGUAGGUGGCUUGCAAGAGGGUUUGAAACAUUCCGAAUAUAAAAGAACACCUCACAUUCCAAAUGAUUUCCCAGACUGUCCUGCUGGAAUCCAGUUUGCCAAAGAACUAGAAAACAUUCUUCUUGAAAAAUUCAAGAGACGCCCACCUGCAAAAAGGGCAAACUAUGUCAAACUUGGCACCCUGGCACCUUUCCUCUGUCCGUGGGGGCAACUAAACAGGGACUGGGAAGUAAGAAACAAAGCUCAGGAAGAAUCUGUGGUUACUUCAUCUGCAGACAGUAAGAGCUGUGCAACUCAAAGGCAGGUUCCUUGUGAGCCCAAACCUGGACUGAUUAUAGAGGAUCCUCAGAGUGGCAUGAUGGAAGAAAUGACAGAGAUUCAAAAUUUAUGCAAAGAAGACGGAGCUGCAACAAGUAGUGGCUUCUUUGUUCUCAGGAGCAGAAAGCUACUAAAGCAGUUGUCAGCCAGGUGCCGGCCUACUUGUGGAAAAGGUCAGAGGGUACGCCCUGCUUCAAAACUUGGACAGAAGGAAAUGACUGAAGAUGCCCUUUUAUCACUCUUUAAGUGCUACCCAAGGGUGCUGGUGUGGGUCAGCUUGUCUCUGAUAAGAAAAGGUAGCCCUGAAUUACAUACCAUGAUAUGCAUUCCAACACAGGAGGAUUUUCUACAGCUUAACAAAGACCAGCUCUUCUGUGGUCCUCAAGAGCCCAAACACAGUGACAUAUUCAAACACAAGAUACUGAAACUCAAAGAGAGAAAAAAGAAAAAGAACAACGAGAAGGCUCUAGAAAGUGGUGCUUCUGAUGCCCUUGAGGCAAAGGCAGUUGAGGAGCCUAAAGAACUAAUACUUGGCUUAUGGCCUGACCCUCUACCAGAUGUUACUUCACACUGCUCUAGAGUUCUUUUAGGUUUUGUCACUCAAGGGGAUUUUUCAUUAGCUGCUGGCUGUGGAGAAGCACUGGGAUUUGUUAAUUUGACAGGAUUACUGCAUAUGUUAUCCAGUCAACCAGCUGAUAAAAAAGGGCUUGUUUUGUUAAGAACUCCAGCAUCUCUACAGUACAGAUUUGCUAGACUUAAUAUUGAGGUAUAAGCACCAUAUUUGUAAUGAAAUAAUGUACAGAUAUUACCAAAGAAAUUAUUCCUUCGAGUCUCAAGAAAUGCCUGUGUACCCCAUGUCUGUAAUGGGCAGUUUAUUUUCCAUCAAACUAACCUGUUAAUGAACUAAGCUGUUGAUCAUUUAUGAUGUUUGUAUAGUGCAAAUGUUUUCUUUUCUUCUGAAUGUCUAUAUCAGUUUCUGUUUUAAAACAUACGUUGGCUUUUGCAUCCAGAAAUACUUCCAUUAUGCUGAGAUUGUUUUUCUAAAGGGCAUACUAUUUUUUUUGUUGUUGCUCCAAUGCAGUUGAAGCCAAUGAUAUCAAAGAUCUUUUACUUUUACAGUGUUUCCACUUCAAAAAGCUUUGGUCAUAUGGCUGCUGGACUCUGAUUACAGUUCAUGCUUCUGGUAAAUGCAUGCCAUCUGGGCCUAUGUAUACAGCAGUCAGCUUUUCAGGGCCCAUUCAAUCUUGCUGCUGAACAGGUCUGGCUGCUGCAGAGUAAAGUUCUGUAACCACCUCUAGCAUAGACAGUGUAGAUGACUUGUUUUCAUUGAAAGAAUUCAGUACUUAAUUGGAACAUAAAUAAUGACUUUCUACGUUAAAGGCUGUGAAACACUGACUGCAGCAUGUGUUAGCGCUUUGGAUGAUACAGGUUCCAAUUUUUUUCUUUCAGGGUCAGUGUAAACUUAUUAAAAAGGCAUUUUCAGAAUAAACAUUUUUCAUUAUUAUCAAGAAAAGUGGAUUUGGCCUACUGUGUGAAGAGAACUCCUUAAAAAUAGGAAUCUGAACUACAUCAUUUAAAGGUGUGCUGAAAUGCUUUAAAUGAGACAGUUAGGAUCCUACACUUAGUGUGAAGUAAUGCAAAUUAGCAGUCACCACACAAGAACCAGGGGUCACCCAAUGAAAUUAAUAGACAGCAGGUUUAAAAGAAACGUAAGGAAGUGUUUCUUCAUACAACACACAGUCAACAUGUGGCACUCUGUGCCAGGAGAUAUUGUGAAGGCCAAAAGCAUAACUGAGUUAAAAAAGAAUUAAAGAAGUUAAUUGAGGAUAGAUCAAUCUAUGACCAGUAACCAAGAUGCUCAGGGACACAACCUCAUGGUCUCCAGUGUCUAAAUCUCUGACUGUGAGAAGCUGGGACUGCAUGAUGCGAUGGAUCACUCACUCUGAAGCAUCUGGACACUCUUGGAAGACAGGACACUAGGCUAGAUGGACCAGUGGUCUGACUUAGUAUGCUCACUAUAAAGAGAAUACAUGGGUUACACUUAAAAAUAAGUAAAUAUACUUUCAAACACAAGAGCUGAAAAUCAGUUUUUACUCACCUGCCUAGAAAAGAGUUGUGUUUUUUCAUUUAACUUUAUUAACACCUUAAAUAGUUGAAGAGCUGCUGUAAGUGUAGGGGGUAUCAGCUGUUGCAGGAGAGAAAUAGAACCCUGAACUCGACUCUUGGAAGUUAGUCUUCAGUUUAUCUUUAGCCCCGAUGACAAAUAAUUGUAUCUUAUACCUGUUUUCUUUUGCUAGUUUGGGAUUUCUGAUGGUUCCUUUUAAUGUGAAUUUAGUCUUUGUGCAAUGUGCUGGAACCUGCAGUUGUGCAUGGGAAGUUUGUAGUAUGAGCAUCACUACACCCUUCAGCAUUUUUAUACAGAGAGAGAAUUUUUAAGGUAUUACAGUUCACCUUUAAAAAUGACAGCCAUUCUUGAGUUAAGGAGUUCUGAUAAUUGUAAGAUAGACAAUCAUGUGGGAGCGUGCUAAUAAAAUUUGUAGAUGACACAAAGAUGAGAGGUACUGCCGAUAUGUAGGGCCAUCCCUAGGAGGGAGUGGGGCCGGGGUGGAAUAGUGCAAAGUGCAAGGUCAUGCACUUAGGGACUAACAAGAAUUUUUUGCUAUAAGCUGGGUAUGUAUCACUUGGGAACAACAGAAGAAAGAGAGACCUGAAUGUAUUGAUUGAUCACAGUAUGACUAUAAGCUGCCAGUGUGACACAGCUGUGAAAAAGGCUAAGGGAAUCCUAGAAUGCAUCAGGAGAGGUAUUUCAAGUAGAGAUAGGAAAGUGGUGUUACCAUUAUACAAGGCCCUUGUGAGGCCUCAUCUGGAAUAUUGUGCAAGUCUGGUCUCCCAUGUUUCAGAAGGAUUAAUUCAAACUGGAACAGGUGCAGAGAAGGGCUAGUAGGAUGAUCAGAGGAAUGGAGAACCUGCCUUACAAGAGGAGACUUAAGGAGCUUGGCUUGUUUAUCCUAACAAAAAUAAGGUUGAGGGGAGGGCUGGUUGAUUUCUCUAAAUUUAUCAGAGGGAUGAACACCAGGGAGGGAGAAAAGAUAAGUUAAGGGUCUGUUGUUGGCAUAGGAACAAGUGGAUAUAAACUGGCCAUCAAUAAGUUGAGGCUUGAAAUCAGAUGGAAAGCUUCUAAGCAUCAGAGGAAUGAAGUUUGGCACAGCAGUGCUUCCUUUGAGGCUUUUCACUCCCCUUGACUUUGGUACAGUCGGUCACUCCGGUACUGUUGUUCAUGUCGGGACCAGCACUGUUUGUGAUAGACUGUACCCCUAUGCUUACCAUUUUUAUGAUAAAUUUUGUUCAAAGUAUGCUUUGUGAGGUAUCAUUUGAAAACUCCUAAUUCUCUGGUCAUUGUUGUUCUGGUAAAAUGUGUGUGGCAACAUUGUAUGUAAAGUUAAGAUUCUACUGUGUGGUGUUACAAAGGCAUAUUCCAACUCUGGGGAAGCAGCCCAAACCAGUUCCUCAGAGACAAAAAAGUAAACUGAUGCCUCAGCCAGGUGUCAACAUAAUCAGAUGAACUAUGACUUGGUUAAGUGGCCAUUUUUUGGCAGGAAGAAGUGUGUGAGUGAGAAAUGUACAUAUUGGCAAAGAAACAGGUGGGAGUUCCCAUUCCCCAGACUUUGUCACCUGAACCCCAGCUGAAGAUAAUCCUCAAAGAGGAGAGACGAGUAUAAAAACAGAGAGCACACAACACAAAUCAUCUCUCCUCCAUUCCUCUCUGCUCACAGCAGCCGCAACACCUGAAGAAACACUGAACUGGGGGAGGGGUCCUGGCUGGGAGGCUUUCAUCCCGUAAGCACUGCAAAAAGCAUGUGGUGAGAAAAUGUUUUGCUCUGAAUUUAUUUAGCUUGCUAAAUUGGGUAUUAGUUUGCGUUUUUUUUCUUUGUAACCAACUCUUUUAUGCCUCAUUACUUGUAAUCACUUAAGUUUCAUUUCUUUUAUUAAUAAAGCUGUUUUACUGCUGUA